Molecule: messenger RNA, 2025 nt
Organism: Lactuca saligna
Lineage: Eukaryota; Viridiplantae; Streptophyta; Magnoliopsida; Asterales; Asteraceae
Source: the annotation of a GenBank genome assembly
CUUUCCGCUACCAAUUUCCAUCACCGAUUUCCACUAAGGAUACCGCCACAUUGAGGAUUGAAUUUGACAUACAUACUAGGGAUCGAUGAUCCAAUCCAUCUACCGCCUUCCUUCUCCUUCCAUCCUCUAUCUCUACCUGUUCUGACAAACAACAACAACUACCAAUCCACGAUCCUCCUUUGGCAUAUCAACGACAUCAAAUCCACGAUGCAAUAGAUCUACUUCAUUCAUUUUUAUGUUCGAUUGCAACAAUAAACCGUUGAAUUGCAUUUGUGGAUCACCUCUAUUUGGCGAGGAUCUUAUACCGCCAAUGCUUUUUUUCCCAAUCACACCUCCGACUGCCACAAACUACACAAACACUAUCAUAUAUGGCUCCAACCUCCACAGUUCCCACCAAUAUAUCAAUUAUCAAGUUCGGUGUUCUCAGAUGGGUGGUUCUGCAAAAUGGAUUAAGUCCUUAAUCGGCUUCCAAAAGUCCAAUUCCAAUAGCUCCGAUCAAGAGAAGGUUGGGGGUAACAAAACGAGGUCAUGGAAGCUAUGGAGGAGCCCAUCAGCGGGAAGUUCUUCUGUUUCCUCAUCAAAAGGGAUAAAGGCAGGAGGUCGUUUGUCCACUUCUGAUGGUUCUCGUUCUGAAGAUGUUUCAUUUUCUGCUGCCAUGGCUACUGUGGUUCGAGCUCCGCCUAAAGAUUUCAUGUUCGUUAGGAAAGAAUGGGCUGCCAUCCGAAUUCAGUCCGUUUUUCGCUCUUUCUUGGCAAGACAAGCAUUACGCGCACUAAAAGCAUUGGUGAGGCUCCAGGCGAUAGUUCGAGGUCGGCUUGUUAGAAAGCAAGCUGACGUGACACUUAGGUGCAUGCAGGCUCUUGUUCGAGCCCAAGCUCGUGUUAGAGCUCAAUCAGCUAACACAACACAAGAAUUUCCUACAGCUUUGAGAAACCAUCUUUCUGCUGUCAAGCAAUCUGAGGGUGGAUGGUGUGAUAGUCGAGGAACAGCAGAGGAAGUGAGAGUAAAAGAACAAAUGAAGCAAGAUGGCGCUAAUAAGAGAAAUAGAGCUAAAGCUUAUGCCUUCUAUCAACAGAAACAAAGAGCAAAUUCCAACUCGAAGAGUUCUUCUCCAAGAUCUGGUAUGCAAAACUCUGAUUGGACAUGGUUGAAUGGUUGGAUGGCUGCAAAAUCCUGGGACAACACCGGUUCUUCAAAAUUUUCAUCUCAAAUCAAGAAUUAUGAUAAUCGUAGUGUUAAAUCUUGUUCUGAACAUGAAUCGAUGAAGAUAAAAAAGAAUCUAGUUUCAACUAGGGUUUCGUUGAAGCCGUUUAUGUCAAGUCCGCUUACACAAUCAUCAUCAACAAACCCAUGUUCUGGUUCUGUGUAUGAUGAAAGCACAACGUCAACGAAUUCUUCAUCUUCAACUUCAGAAACUCGAUUGUCAAGUGAAAGAAAACCAAGUUACAUGAGCUUGACGGAAUCCAUCAAAGCUAAAAGGAAAGGGCAAGGGCGUAAUUAUUUCUCAAAUGCAAGCCCACUUUCGAAGGGGGUAGCUGCAAGAAGGAGUGAUGAUUCUGAUCUUUAUUCAUCGGAAUUGGGUAAGGAUUUGUAUCCACCAUUGUUUAUUGAUAGAUACGAUGAAGUGAGGAGUCGAAGGGGUUGAUUGAAAAAGAUUUGGGAAUUUGGCUAAUUUUUUAAAAGUUCAACAGCUUGUUGUGUUACUUGGUUUUUACAUUGAUUCUUUAGCUCCAAUACAAGCUUAAAGGAAAGUCAGUUGGGAUUUGGAUCUUUUGGAUUUCUGUUUUCAUACAUAGAUUGGGAAGUGGGGAUUAUAGGAUUUGUUGAGAUAUGGUCUCAAUUUUCUUCAUUAUCUUUAAAGAACUUGCAUAGUACAGAAGUGAAAACUGUUAAUGCUUUUAUCUAAUGUAUGUUAUUUUGCGAAUUUUAUACCAAACAAAGAGUGCAUUUGCUUACAUAUCAAUGGUAGAUAUGCAUCAUUUGGAUGUUUGUUUACAAAGUUGUUAUGACUCUACAUUUUUCCCU